UACGCCUAUGUGUAUACAAGUAUAGGUAUAGCGUAUAAUUUUCUAGAGUAAAUUAUUAUCUACGAACUUUAGUCUUAAGUAUACACUAUGAUGAAUUAUAACUUAGGUACGAGUAUAAUAUCGUACCACAUUCAGACUUUAAAAUGUUUAAUUUUAGAAUUAAAAAAGUUUGGGGUCUAUACAUAGAUUAAUAUGUCAUGUUUUGGUGGUUAGAGUGGAGACUACGUCAUAUUAUUUUAGAUACAAUGAUUUUCCGUUCAAUAUUGGCAUUAAAUCAUCGCUUCUCUGGUUAUUCAUCCUGAGGUAGUGGUAGAUACAAAUCCAAAAACGAAAAAUCCUAUAGCCGUUUUAUAUUAUAAUGUACAAGUGCCUAUGUACGAACAGCACAAAACAAUAUAUUGUAAUAGGUAUCUACGUGAAUUUUUACCAUCGUCGAUAGACCUGUUGCGACUAGGGAUAAUAUAUAAACAUAAAUUUAUGAUUUACCCGGCACCCAGCCGUAUAUAAUAUGUAUAUACCUACUGCAAGUACGUCUACGAGUAUUUAUUGGCGGUUAUUCUCACCAUAACCGAUUAAAUUCACAAAAUGAGACUGUGGUAGUCACCCACCACCCUAGAGGUGGGCCGCGGCUUGGUUAAUUUAUUUUAAUAGAGUGUAUAUAAUAUAUAAACAAUUAUAAUUUAUACUAUAUCAUAGCUACCUUCGACCUGUGAUAACAUACGCCCGUGAAACCUUGUCGUUGACUAAAGGUGAUAGCAGAAGACUUAUCACGUUCGAGAGGAAAGUGUUACGAACCAAUUAUGGACCAAUCUUCAACCCAGAAACACAGACAUAAACGAAAAAAGAAGCAACGAAAAUAUAAAGUCUCUUUGUAAUAAGCCAGACAUACUAACUACUUUAUUAGGAAAAAACGACUAGAGUGGUUCGGACGUGCAUGGAGGGCAGAUGGACAAUUAAUUAAAAAUGUACUUAUCAAUAAAAUAAAUAAGACAAGACCCCUAGGACGACCCAAAACCCGAUAGAUUGACGUAGUUGCCAAAGGUAUAGAAAUGAUAGACCAGGACGCAACUUUAGAAACAGCAUAUCAGAGAGAGAGGUGCAGGAUAGAGAUUUUGAUGGCAGCGAUGGUCCUGAAUGCCGACGAAGAAGAAGAUAAUUUAUAUAGUACUCGUAAUGGAUUAUGGUCUAUGAACGACGACUGCAGCCUUCGCACUUCGGCAAAGAAAUGAUAAAACAAUUUUUUUUGAAUAUUUAUCGUGCCGUGGUACUAAAUUCGUCACCACACUAUUUGUAGUCUUUCGAAACCGAUACUACGAUGGAGCACGGCAUACAUAAAAUAUGUUAUAUACCGAUAACGUCGUCAGUAUAGGCACAAUUAUACGCACAAUUAAAUACCUCAAGUCAAUAAGGACCACUGGAAGGGACGACGAAGACUUCGGUGUCUGUGUACCUGCGUGUACUAUCAAAAAAUAAUACGUCCUAAUAUUAUGCGGACGCGCAUGUGUGUUUUUGGCGGUGAGCGGUGGUGUUCGGGCGCGGAAGGGGGCGAUGGAAUAGCGGGCGAAGGGUUUGGCCGCCGGAAAGUCAGUCCCCACCCCUGCACACCCUCCGCUCAGGGCCGCAUCAACCACCCCGCGGAGCGCGGAAACGCGGGGCGAGAAGGACGAGGGGCGACGUCGUGCCGCCGUCACUCACCCAAUGGCGCAGGUCCGGCGGCUGAUUGGGGGGGCGUGGCCAGCCGGCAGGCCGCAGCGUACACGCCCGUUCCGCGAACUGCGAGACCCGCGGCAGAGCCGUCUUCCGCAGGACGAUGUCGCCGUGUCGGCCAGUCGAUCGCGCGCAACACGUCCGGUUGACGACUGCAGAACGCGACGCGCACGUCCACAAAAUUAUAUUCACAUCGUACACGCCAGGCGUCACGGCGAUAUAAUUACGACGUGUGACAGAGUAAUAUUCGCGUAUAUUAUUAUUAUAUCGUCGGGAUAUCGUUAUCGCGGUCCGCUCGUCUCGCGUGCAUCGAUGACGGUACAAGUCCGUCGUCGUUUACAAUAACACACCGCUUUACAGUGUAUACCCGACUCCUCGUCCUUUUGGGAUACAUCGCGAGGACAACCGUCGAAGGUGCAACUCUCUGCAACUCGAUCGUCGGACAUCGUCUGGCAUAUAAUAUACACGCCCGGGCCGACAGGUACUAUGAUGAUGUUGCAGAACCCGCUGUUCCAGGAGUACAACACCGCUCUGUCGCAGUUGCUCGAACUGCACCAACAGCAACACCGGUACCAGCACCAGCAGCACCAGCAGCAGCACCAGCAGCAGCACCAGCAGCACCACCACCAUCACCAACAUCACCCCAACAGACAACAGCUGCACCACCGCGCGGCCGGGAACGGGUCGUCCGCCGCCGCAGCAGCGGCGGCAGCAGCAGCAGCGGCAGCCGCGGCCGCGGGAGUGUUCCAGAGUUACGCGGGCGGCGUGAGGACGGCCAGCCGGGACAGCGCCGAGUCGGACGGGCUGAGCUCUUCGUCGCCCAGGCCCUCCAAGCCGUUCACCAUCGACGCGAUACUCGGACUCCAAGCGGGCGCCGUCGUGGGCCAGUCGGCCGCAGCGACGGCCACACUGCCGAUCGACCCGUCCACCGCCGGCCCGGUGGCCGCGCUCGACUUUUCCACCGGUUCGGCAGCGGCUCACGGCAAAAAACAUCGCGAAGACAAAAUUGAUGGUUCCAGUAAAAAACACGGUUGUUCUGGUAAAUCAAAAAGAGUACGAACAAUAUUCACCCCGGAACAAUUGGAGAGGUUAGAGAUGGAAUUCGAACGUCAACAAUACAUGGUGGGUCCAGAAAGACUAUAUCUAGCUCACACGUUACAGCUAACGGAAGCACAAGUUAAAGUUUGGUUUCAAAAUCGUAGAAUAAAAUGGCGAAAACAACAUCUGGAAAUACAGCAACAGAGGUUGGCCAAUAUACACCAACGGAGUACGCAGGGAAUGGUCCAAGAUUGCGAAGAAGACGAGGAUUCGGAGGCGGAAACGAAUAAUUGUUCAUAUUACUCAUAAAAAUGUUACGAAAAAAAUAUGUAGGUAGUUUCCCAUAACUCCGUGUUUAAUAUUGAAACGUGGCAAGUCCAUCCAUCGUGGUUUUAAGGAAUACAUGUAAAUCACUAUAAUAUUAUAGAAUCUCGGGUCUCUCGUGAAAACGUCUGUUUUUCUGAAAUAUCGGACAGAAUAUUUGAAAUGAAAAACUUUUUUUAAUGUUCGUCUUUUUACAAGGCGUAAAUAUUAAUAUCCAUGUACCUAACUAUAGCAUUGUACAUGAAUUGUGGAGAAUCGCCGAAAUCGCUUUUAAACAUAAACUGAUGCCAAAACUGAAGAUCAGACGGAAUUUUGAUGAAAGAGUGAACCUUUACAAAUUGUUGAAAAUCUAAUUAUACACUAUAUCUGAUGUGAUUAAUUUGUAUUGCAAGAUCGUUAGUAAUUAGCAUGUUAGAAUAUAAUAUAUAGGUUAGAUGUUCCAUUAUUAUUAUUUAUAAAAUAUUACCUAUGUUGAUCAAAUGU
Myzus persicae (green peach aphid) is the source of this 3552-nucleotide messenger RNA. RefSeq names its product homeobox protein Nkx-6.1-like. Gene Ontology annotation, biological process: central nervous system development; regulation of DNA-templated transcription; neuron differentiation. Lineage: Eukaryota; Metazoa; Arthropoda; Insecta; Hemiptera; Aphididae. Gene Ontology annotation, molecular function: DNA-binding transcription factor activity, RNA polymerase II-specific; DNA binding. The transcript is spliced from 4 exons. The coding region runs from base 2194 to 3054 and encodes 286 amino acids. The record is from RefSeq and is a predicted model, not a curated record.